Hyaloscypha bicolor E is the source of this 1992-nucleotide messenger RNA. RefSeq lists its product as uncharacterized. Bases 1 to 1992 code for a protein of 663 amino acids. The record is from RefSeq and is a predicted model, not a curated record. The transcript has 5 exons. NCBI's taxonomy places the organism in Eukaryota, Fungi, Ascomycota, Leotiomycetes, Helotiales, Hyaloscyphaceae.
AUGGCAUUGGAGAGUCCCCUGGUCCCUUCACCUAGAAAUAUCCUGUCGGCCUUCUCUCCUUAUACAAGCACCGACUUCUCUAUGUCUCCCAGGCCAGACUCUCCUCACACCAAUUCCCCGCGAUUUUCAUCGUUGUCUGCGCACAGCUCGGCAGGUUCAUCCAACCUAAGACCAAGUUCAAGGGACGGCUCUACCAAGCUCAACACCACAAAUAUGAACAGCCCAUUAGAUAUGGUCGGGCCAUCGCCGGUCACGUCGAAUGGCACGGAGACAACUGAGAUCGAGGAUGAGGUUGCCCCAGAGUUGAGGAGGCUCACUACCCACAUACCUGACUACUUUCGAACCGACAGAGAUGAAGACGAUGUCACUUCCGUCAUCCAUGCACCCGAAGGCUUUGGAUCAUUCGUUACGCAAACAAGUCCCAUCUCCCCUCCGCCGAUAACAACCGAUAUCAAACCCGUCGCCUAUGGCUUGGAAAAUGCAACGCCUCGAGCUAAAACACGGCAAGAGGUGGACGCCUUCGCGGGUAAAGGUGACCCUAUGUCACGGUCGGUCAGUAGGGCAAGUCUACAAGGAAUCCCCGAAGACCAAAGCGAGACUGACGUAGACGAAUCCGAGAUCACCUUGUUGAGCAAUUCCGCCCUGGAAACUAGCGCUUUAAAGACAGCUCUGAACGAAUGCUGGACUUUAUGCAAUACACUUGCCUCCCUCAGCUCUAUUCAUCGAGAGAGGAUAUUCAGUUAUUCGGGGACUGGAGCUCCACAUGAGAAGGCCUGGAAAUGCUGCUGGAAGCUGUGUCAGAAACUCUACGAUAGCAGAGACGAGGAUCACGAAUCCCAUGUCAGGCCCACACUUGACUUGUGCCGAGAUUUCUGUCAAGCAUUAUUUGAUGUUCGACAGAAAAAAGAUGAGAUUGCGGACAGUGUUCUCCGGGUAAGCUUUGAGCUCAAUAAUCACCUCUUCAAUACCCACGAUAGAAGUCUUCCCGAGGCAUUUCGAGAACGGACUUUAGACUUCUAUAUUACUCUCUGCCACCGGUUAAUGAAACAACGAAACGAGUUAGCCGAAGAGACAGACGCACUCCUCCGUGCGUGUUGGGGCUUAGCCGAGAUGCUUUUCAGCCUGCGCCAGAACAAAAGAGAAGGCAAAGCAGCAGACGAAGAGCUCCUCGGAUCUGCAGUACAGGCUUGUUGGGAGCUAUGUGAUCUUUUCCGAGAGGGGUGGACCCAAGUCCGACCUGAACGCGGCACCCCCAGGCCAUCUCAAACCACAUUCACACAAAUAUCAGAACAAAUCAGUCGCUCGGCUGUCAAUAAAGGCAAUCUCGCAAGCCUUCCAGAGAACCCCGAGCACCCCGACCAUGCUCGUACCCGCUAUCUUCCAGAGACACCAACGACAGAAUUCGAAGAUACCCCGAUCUCGCCAGAAGAUAAUUCUCCGAACAUACCCAACAUCCUCGUUCUCGGCACGGAAGGCAAUCGUGCUGCGACUGCACGAUGGUCAAGCACGACAUCGACGUUGAGUUCCUACUCGCAGGGCUCUGAGCGCAGCCAGAAAUCGACAAGCACGAUUACUUCAACGACAUCACCGGAAGACGUUAAUCUCACCCGACUAAAAAUUCUCAUCCUGAAAGCGGCGAUGAACGUCGGGUUUUCUCGCUCCACACCUACCACAGCAACACCAAACAAGGCAGAUCCACCAGCUUUACAAAUCUUUGUGAAAUCACUCCCGACAGGCUCGUUCGGUUCAUUACCCGCGCACGCCACCCUCCUAGCAUCAUAUCGAAACUUGGUACUGAGCGAUCCGACGUUCAGAAGCGCCAAUUCUCUUCCCCCGGUCGGCAGGAAAGCAACCGCAGUCGACGUGGCGAAGAGUGUGGGCUGGAUGAUGAAAAGUGGGCAAUACACCUUCCUAAAAGACCUCUUCAAACUGGUUUUCGGCUUCCCAGCCGAGGAAGCGGAGACGCGAAAAACCACAACCAUUAUUGUCUAA